Darwinula stevensoni is the source of this 1658-nucleotide messenger RNA. NCBI's taxonomy places the organism in Eukaryota, Metazoa, Arthropoda, Ostracoda, Podocopida, Darwinulidae. The record is from the annotation of a GenBank genome assembly.
AUGCUUUUCUCUUUCUUUUGAGGUUCAAUCAUGAUAAAAAUCUGUCUUUUUCAAUUUGUAAUCUCUUUACUUGCUUUGAAAAAUAUUUUUGAAGAACGUAUAUUAACUGCUAUGGAAGAUUUCAUCAAAACAGGCUGUUAUUGUUUUGCUCAAAAAAAAGAGGACAAUUGUGGUUAUUUGCGAGAGGGAUGUGGGAGAAAAUGUCUCAGAAGGGGGAGGGAAAUUCAGGGAGUUUACAUCCCUCUCGCUUCAGUUCAGAGUCGGACGCCACGCGUUGGAGAGCAAGCAUUGUGACUACUACCAUGACCACGAGUGAAUCCACUUCCAUCUUUUCUCCAUCUCGCCCGCUAUCUCGGACACUGCCCGUCACGGACGAUAAGGUUUUACGGACCAGUGUAGAGUAUGACGGGGAAAUCAUCAUCUAUUUCGGAAGCCGCACUCAACCACACAGAGGUGUUUUCAUGCUUCAAGGGACAUGGGAGGAAAUGGAAGAAAUUAUCAAGUCUCUUGGUUUUAUGAGACUGACUGAUCCGUACAGAUUGGAGGGGACAGACAUUUACUUACAAGAGGUCUACCAGAAUCAAAUGGUGUUAGACAUUAGAAAACGGAGGCAUGGAAAAGACGCCAAUUAUCAUAUCCUCCAUCACACUCAUCAGGAACAAGGUCUUGGUGCGAUGGAUGUGAAAUCGACGACCCGUCUCAGUUUCAUCAUGAAUGUCUCACGCUUGGACCAGAUCUUUUCAAUCCACUCUUCCAAUCCUGGUNGAUGUGAAAUCGACGACCCGUCUCAGUUUCAUCAUGAAUGUCUCACGCUUGGACCAGAUCUUUUCAAUCCACUCUUCCAAUCCUGGUCGGAGUGGGUGAAUUUCAGGGGGAGGGAAAUUCAGGGAGUUUACGUACCUCUCGCUUCAGUUCAGAGUCGGACGCCACACGUUGGAGAGCAAGCAUCUGUGACUACCACCAUGACCACGAGUGAAUCCACUUCCAUCUUUUUCCCAUCUCGCCCGCUAUUUCGGACACUGACAGUCACGGACGAUAAGGUUUUACGGACCAGAGUAGAGUACGACGGGGAAAUCAUCAUCUAUUUCGGAAGCCGCACUCAACCCCACAGAGGUGUUUUCAUGAUUCAAGGGAUAUGGGAGGAAAUGGAAGAUAUUAUCAAGUCUCUUGGUUCUAUGAGACUGACUGAUCCGUGCAGAUUGGAGGGGACAGACAUUUACUUGCAAGAGAAGGUCUACCAGAAUCAAAUGGUGUUGGACAUUAGAAAACGGAGGCAUGGAAAAGAUGAGAAUUAUCAUAUCCUCCAUCACACCCAUCAGGGUGUGACGCUCAAGAUGUCGACAAUUCGAAGGAAUCUCAUAGCACUUUUUCCAAAAAUGCGGGACGUCAUCAAGGAACUUUUGAAUGCUUCCAUAACUUUGAAUACCGUGAAGGAUGUGCUAUUACGAAUGGUUACUGAUGACAGAACAAGGUCUUGGUGCGAUGGAUGUGAAAUCGACGACCCGUCUCAGUUUCAUCAUGAAUGUCUCACGCUUGGACCAGAUCUUUUCAAUCCACUCUUCCAAUCCUGGUCGGAGUGGGUGAAUUUCAGGGUGAUGUCCAGACUUGAAGAUAUAAAUAUUGAUGAACUGAUUCAGAGAGUGCAGGAGCAGAUGUGA